UCGAGCGGAAGUUCCGGUGGGGGCGGCGGAGGGGGAAGAGUGUGUGUCUGUGCGGGAGAAAGAGGAGACUCGCCGAGAGGUCUCGAAGCCCCAGGGAGUAGAGGCCCCAGCCUUGGAGGCCUGCAGUGUAUGUGCGGUAACACCAUGUCUGUGCCCCUGCUCACUGAUGCUGCCACUGUGUCUGGAGCUGAGCGGGAAACGGCUGCGGUUAUUUUUUUACAUGGACUUGGAGACACAGGGCACAGCUGGGCUGACGCCCUCUCCUCCAUCCGCCUUCCUCACGUCAAGUACAUCUGUCCCCAUGCGCCUCGCAUCCCUGUGACACUCAAUAUGAAGAUGGUCAUGCCUUCCUGGUUUGACCUGAUGGGAUUGAGUCCAGACGCCCCUGAGGACGAGGCUGGCAUCAAGAAGGCAGCAGAGAACAUCAAGGCUUUGAUUGAGCACGAGAUGAAGAAUGGGAUCCCUGCCAAUCGUAUCGUCCUGGGAGGCUUUUCACAGGGCGGGGCCCUGUCCCUCUACACUGCUCUCACCUGCCCCCACCCUCUGGCUGGCAUUGUGGCUUUGAGCUGUUGGCUGCCUCUGCAUCAGGCCUUCCCCCAGGCAGCUAAUGGCAGUGCUAAGGACCUGGCCAUCCUUCAGUGUCAUGGGGAGCUGGACCCCAUGGUUCCCGUACGGUUUGGGGCCCUGACUGCCGAGAAGCUCCGGUCGGUUGUCACACCCGCCAGGGUCCAGUUCAAGACUUACCCAGGUGUCAUGCACACCUGCUGUCCUCAGGAGAUGGCAGCUGUGAAGGAGUUUCUUGAGAAGCUGCUGCCUCCUGUCUAACCAGCAUCGCUGACCCCCAGCAUAGUCCCCCAGCUCACAGGGGGACCCAGCAAGCGUGGCACCAUCUUGGAUCUGAGCCGGUCGAGCCCCUGUUCCCACCCUUCCCAACCUACUCUCUUCCCACAGGCCUCUGGGGCAGGUGGGCCUGGCCAGGUCUUCCUCAGCCACUGGCUCUCUGCAGCAGCAGGUGGUGGGCUGCUUUCUUACCCAUUUCCCUGGAGGUGGGCCCCCUGGCAGCAGUAUUGGAGGGGCUGUAGGCAGCGGGAGAAAGGGGCCCAGCCGCUGACCCACUCACUCAGGACCUCACUCACUAGCCCCGCUUUGGGCCCCCUCCUGUGACCUCAGGGUUUGGCCCAUGGGGCCCUCCCAGGCCCCACCUACCACCACCCCACCCCCAACUGAUUCUGCCCAGAUAAUCGUAUGUCUCUCCUGCCUCCACUCCAGCUGCUUCUCAGUCAUGAAUGUGUCCGUGCCCGGGCCCUCUUGCUGCUGCGGGCUGCUGCCUCUGGCAGUACUGGCGAGGGGGCCUUCCCUCAGCAGUUUUCCCAACACGGGGGCUGGGCCCUGCCUCCCCAUCACCCUCCUUCCCUGCAGGCCAGGAGCUUGCAGGGUUGGCCCGAGGCUCAAGGUCUCUCCUAGCUGCCUCACCCCACCUUGUCCCCACACUAGGGCCAAGGGGCCGUGGGGGAGGAGUUGUGUCUCGUCUUCUGUCUUCAUGUGGUUUUGGGUGUUUUUCUUGUGUGUCCUGGAUUCCGAUAAAAUUAAAGAAACUGCUUC
Molecule: messenger RNA, 1602 nt
Organism: Condylura cristata (star-nosed mole)
Lineage: Eukaryota; Metazoa; Chordata; Mammalia; Eulipotyphla; Talpidae
Gene: LYPLA2
Product: lysophospholipase II
Exons: 10
Coding region: 130-825 (231 amino acids)
Biological process (GO): protein depalmitoylation
Cellular component (GO): cytoplasm
Molecular function (GO): carboxylic ester hydrolase activity; palmitoyl-(protein) hydrolase activity
Source: RefSeq, a predicted model, not a curated record